Molecule: messenger RNA, 3465 nt
Organism: Terrapene triunguis (Three-toed box turtle)
Lineage: Eukaryota; Metazoa; Chordata; Testudines; Emydidae
Gene: NOS2
Product: nitric oxide synthase 2
Exons: 26
Coding region: 1-3465 (1154 amino acids)
Biological process (GO): nitric oxide biosynthetic process
Molecular function (GO): heme binding; nitric-oxide synthase activity; flavin adenine dinucleotide binding
Source: RefSeq, a predicted model, not a curated record
AUGAUGUGCCCUUGGCAGUUCCUAUUCAGGCCCCAAACAGGUCGGAACACAUCCCCCAAAGAGGAUAUAAACAAUAAUGUGGAAAAAGCAGUCCUGAAGGUUCACAGCUUCAUGAAAGAAGAAGCCACCAAGCUAAAUGAUCCGAGCAACAAACAGGAUGAGAUGCCGCGCAUCAUAACUGCAGGAGAGAAACCUCCGCAGAAUGGCAUCCAACCCAUGAGCCAAAUAUCUGGGUGUCCGAGACAUUUAAAAAUUAAAAACUGGGAAAAUGGAACCAGCUUUCACGACACGUUGCACCAGACGGCAAAGGGGGUUCUCAACUGCAAGGCCAAGGCCUGCCAGGGGGCCCUCAUGAACCCCAAAGGCUUGGUGAAAGGCCCCCGAGACAGUCCAGUCCCACCGGAAGAGAUUUUACCCCAGGCGAUAGAAUUCAUCAAUCAAUACUACAAUUCAUUUAAAGAGCCACAACCAGAAGAACACCAGCAGCGAAUGCAAUCAGUAACCGAAGAGAUAGAAACAACAGGAACCUACCAGCUGACGAGACAGGAACUCAUUUUUGCCACCAAACUGGCCUGGAGAAAUGCUCCGAGAUGCAUCGGGAGAAUACAAUGGUCCAACCUGCAGGUGUUUGAUGCACGUAACUGUACUACAGCCAAGGAAAUGUUUGAACACAUCUGUCGUCAUCUUGAAUACGCCACAAACAAUGGAAACAUCAGAUCGGCCAUCACGGUCUUCCCUCAGAGGACUGAUGGGAAACAUGAUUUCCGUUUGUGGAACAGCCAACUCAUCCGAUAUGCUGGGUACCAAAUGCCAGAUGGCUCCAUCUUGGGAGACCCAGCUACUGUGGAGUUUACACAGUUGUGCAUCGAGCUUGGGUGGAAGCCCAAAUAUGGCCGCUUUGAUGUCGUUCCACUGGUUCUCCAAGCAAACGGCCAAGACCCGGAAAUAUUUGAACUGCCGCCAGAACUUGUCCUUGAAGUGUCAAUGGAACAUCCAAAGUAUGAAUGGUUUAAGGAGCUUGAUUUGAAGUGGUACGCGCUGCCUGCUGUCGCCAACAUGCUGCUUGAAGUGGGGGGCCUGGAAUUUACAGCUUGCCCUUUUAACGGCUGGUACAUGGGGACAGAGAUAGGCGUGCGAGACUUCUGUGACGUACAGCGCUACAAUAUCCUGAAGGAAGUAGGGAGAAGGAUGGGUCUGGAAACCAACAAACUUUCCUCAUUAUGGAAAGAUCGAGCAGUGAUCGAGAUUAAUGUUGCUGUGCUUCAUAGUUUCCAAAAACAGAACGUCACCAUCAUGGAUCACCACUCCGCGGCGGAGUCUUUCAUGAAAUAUAUGCAGAACGAGUACCGCCUUCGAGGAGGGUGCCCAGCCGACUGGGUCUGGCUCGUGCCUCCGAUAUCAGGCAGCAUCACCCCAGUGUUUCACCAGGAGAUGCUCAACUACGUCCUCACACCUUUCUACUAUUACCAGGUGGAUGCUUGGAAAACACAUGUCUGGCACGAUGAGAAACGCAGGCCAAAGAAAAGGGAGAUCAAGUUUAGAGUUUUGGCGAAGGCUGCGUUCUUUGCAUCUACGUUGAUGCGGAAAACGAUGGCAGCCAGGUCCAAGGCAACAGUGAUCUAUGCCACGGAGACUGGGAAAUCUGAAACGCUGGCCAACAACCUGUGUGCCUUGUUCAACUGCGCCUUCAACACCAAGGUCCUCUGCAUGGAUGAAUACAAGCUCAGUGACCUGGAAAAAGAAACCCUCCUUCUAGUCGUGACCAGCACUUUUGGAAAUGGUGACUCUCCAGGCAACGGAAAGAAAUUGAAGAAUGCCCUGUUCACUCUGAAAAAGAUGAGCAAAAAAUUCAGAUAUGCUGUAUUUGGCCUGGGGUCAACUAUGUAUCCAGAGUUUUGUGCCUUCGCUCAUGCCGUUGACCAAAAACUUGCACAGUUAGGCGCCUCUCCGCUCACCCAAACAGGUGAAGGGGACGAACUCAAUGGGCAGGAAGAAGCCUUUCGCACAUGGGCAGUGAAUGCAUUCAAGACUGCCUGUGAGACUUUUGACAUCCGUGGAAAAAAUAGUAUUCAGUUACCCAAGGUUUACACCUCAAAUGAAACCUGGAAUCCCAAGAAUUACAGGAUAGCACAUGACUCCCAGCCUUUGGACUUGAGUAAAGCACUUGGAAACAUACACGCAAAAGAUGUGAUUCCCAUGAAGCUCAAGUUCAGGCAGAAUCUGCAAAGUUUAAAAUCCAGUCGUGUUACCAUCCUACUUAAGCUUUCCUGUGAGACUAAUCAGGAAGUGCACUAUCUGCCUGGAGAACAUGUUGGGAUUUUCCCAGGCAACCAGCCAGAAUUAGUCAGGGGCAUCAUUGAGCACGUUAAGGAUGCACCACCAACUGAUCAGACCAUCAGACUGGAAACCUGCAAUGAUGGUGGCUACUGGACCAGUGACAAGAAAAUUCCGCCCUGCACACUUUCCCAAGCCCUGACGUAUUUCCUGGAUAUCACUACACCACCCUCCCAACAUCUGCUAAAAAAACUCUCCCAGCUGGCAACAGAGGAAGGAGACAAACACAGACUGGAACUCUUAUGUCAUAGUUCAGAGGAGUACAACAAGUGGAAGUUUUUCAACAGCCCCACCAUUUUGGAGGUACUGAAAGAGUUUCCUUCCACCCAAGUCUCCACGUCUUUUUUAUUAACUCAGCUGCCUCUGCUGAAACCUCGGUACUAUUCCAUUAGCUCUUCACGGGACAUGACGCCCAAAGAGAUCCAUUUGACAGUUGCGGUGGUCAACUACAGGACAAGGGAUGGCCAAGGUCCUUUGCACCACGGUGUGUGCAGCACAUGGCUGAAUAUGAUAGAUCUUAAGGAGACGGUCCCAUGCUUUGUGCGCAGUGCUAGCGGAUUCCAGCUUCCGAAGGACCCCGCCAAGCCCUGCAUUCUGAUCGGCCCGGGAACAGGAAUCGCUCCAUUCAGAAGCUUCUGGCAGCAGCGUCUCUCUGACUUAGAAAAGAAAGGAAUUAAAGGCAGCGGCAUGACAUUGUUGUUUGGCUGCCGGCAGCCAGACAUGGAUCAUCUCUACAGAGAAGAAACUCAAGAAAUGAAAAGAAAAGGAGUGCUGAAAGAGGUCUACACAGCCUACUCACGGCAACCCGGCCAAGCUAAAGUCUACGUUCAAGACAUUCUUCAAAGCAAGCUGGAGGCAGAAGUGCACCAAGUCUUACAUGAAAAUGAAGGUCAUUUGUAUGUCUGCGGGGACGUGCGCAUGGCCAGGGACGUCGCCCAGACCUUGAAGGAGAUGUUCACAAAGAAACUGAAGCUGACAGAGGAACAGGCUGAAGACUAUAUCUUCCAGCUGAAGAGCCAAAAGCGAUACCAUGAAGACAUAUUUGGGGCUAUGGUUCCACAUGAGGGCAAGAGAAAUGCAAGCACUUUGAAACCCACCAGCCCAAGAACCACUCAACAGUUAAUGUUUUAG